AUGACGGUUGCUGCACCUCCAGUCCCUUCCACCACUCUGCAUGAGAAUGGUCCCGUCCAUGCUCACGGCCCCGUCAAUCCCAUGACGCUGCCUCGCUUCCAUCCUAUCGCCAUGAAUCCCAAUCAGCAUAUGCCCCCCGAUCCCGCCAUGCAACAUCACUUCCGUCCGUAUCCUCCUCCCCCGCCGCCGCAGCAACAUCCUCAUCUCCCUCAUUCGGCGCAGGAGCCGGGCCUGCAUCCGUCUCAUAUAGAGCACAUUGAAGCCCGGUUGAGGCAAUUGGAAAACGAAGAGGCGGUGCGUAUGGCUACGAGGAGUCAACUGCUUGCUAUUCGUAAGCGGGAGGAUGAGGAAUUUCGUCGGAUGACGGAGAAUGCAGAGGCUGAAGAAGAGGACCUCCGGAGACAACGGAAACGACUCAAGAGAGAAUCUAUGGGUAUUGGGGUAAAUGGAUCAAUGGACUCGCCGCCUCUGCGGCCAACACCUCCGCGUCGAUUGUCCGAAACGAAUGCUGCGACGACACUGGCGUUUUUCAAGCAGCAGACCCCUCCGGAUCCUCUCCAUCCUGCUGCUCCACAGGCUGCACCUUUACCGCCUCAGCCUCAUCAUCCGGCCCCCUUUGAUCCAUCAAGUGGCUCCAUCCGUAAAAAGCAGAAGUAUACGAUAAAAAACGUCGAAGCCUGGGGCGAACGUCACGGACGUCCCGCAGCUCAUGACCCCUCCGGCCGUGCACUGUGGAAACGUCCCUCGGAUGGAAACCUGGUCUACCUGACGUGCCCUAUCCCCGGGUGCGGGAAAGCGGACUUUGUUACACUGCAUGGCUUCAUGUGUCACCUGACCAAGAAGCACAAAGACCGUACUCUGGGAAGCCAGUCACGAGCCUUGGAAGUUUGUGGUGUAGUCUAUGAUCCGAAUGCCCCCCUGCCCCCCGUCCGGAUGGUGCAGCGGGCCUCUACAGAAGAAAGCAGGUUGGAAUCCAACCAGGCAGACGGCGACGGAUACCCGCAGGAAAUGGAAUAUUCGACAGGCUCUGAUGAGGAAGAGGAUCAAGACAUGUAUGCGGUUAAAACAGAAGCCGCAGAUAAUCCGGAGCAGCAGACACGGAUAGAACAGUCUAUCCCCGCAUUGCCCGCCGCGGCACCAUCUAAUACGAACGGGUCGAUCAAGCAGUCGAUUUCGUCUAUUAUUGAUAAUCCUGAAUCGACGGCACCGCCGCCAUCUAGCGAGACGCCAGCAUCUGCUUCCCAGGAGCAGACCACACCAGUCAAGGAGAAGAUCGAACCGACCGAGCCUUCUUCAGACCGAGAACCGAGUGAAACCAAAGAAGCCGAGGUAAAAACCGAGGCAAAAUAA
Molecule: messenger RNA, 1350 nt
Organism: Aspergillus glaucus CBS 516.65
Lineage: Eukaryota; Fungi; Ascomycota; Eurotiomycetes; Eurotiales; Aspergillaceae
Exons: 3
Coding region: 1-1350 (449 amino acids)
Source: RefSeq, a predicted model, not a curated record